This is a messenger RNA of Coniosporium apollinis CBS 100218, 2103 nucleotides long. RefSeq lists its product as uncharacterized. The transcript has 2 exons. NCBI's taxonomy places the organism in Eukaryota, Fungi, Ascomycota, Dothideomycetes. The coding region runs from base 1 to 2103 and encodes 700 amino acids. Gene Ontology annotation, molecular function: protein binding. The record is from RefSeq and is a predicted model, not a curated record.
AUGUACCGCCUUUUCCACGACGUUGCGCAGCCCGGCCACGCAAUAACUCCCCUAAUGACUCGCCCAGGACGCCAGGAGCGGCGGCGCCGCCUGUCCAGCACUUCGAAUUCAGACUCCUCCGCAUCCACUUCUCCCGAGCGAGGUAUUGGCGACGACGAUGACGACAAUGAUUCCUUCAUGUCCCAUGCGAACGACUCAGUAUCCUCCCUUGCACCUUCGUUCGAGGAAGAACUGGACGAAUCAGUACGCCGAGAAAUACAGGAGCGAUGCCGCAUAUCGCCCGUAAGCCGGCUGCCUGCCGAGUUGAUGAUCGCCAUAUUUUCCAGACUCUCUUCAUCCAGCGACCUCCGAAGCUGCAUGCUAGUAUCGAAGGAAUGGGCGCGGAACAGCGUGGGUCUGCUAUGGCACCGGCCGCAGACAAGUAGGUGGCCGGGCUUACAGAACGUGGUACGGACGAUAGGCAAGGUCAAUGGUUUUUUCGACUACUACAACCUAGUCAAGCGGUUGAACCUGUCUUCAUUGGGCGCCGAAGUCAGCGAUGGAACACUGCAACCGUUUUCAAGGUGCAAGCGCAUCGAGAGGCUCACCCUGACGCAUUGCUCCAAGCUCACGGACCUUAGCGUGGCACAAAUGGUUGAGGGAAAUCGAAGCCUCCUUGCGCUGGACGUAACAGGCUUGGACGGGAUUACAGACCAGACGAUGAUAGCGGUAGCGAAGAACUGCUUGCGGCUUCAGGGGCUCAACGUCACAAACUGCAGAAAGAUUACGGACGAGUCGCUGGAGGCUCUGGCGCGGAGCUGCAGACACCUCAAGCGCCUCAAGUUCAACGGUUGCUCGCAGCUUACCGACAAGUCCAUCAUCGCCUUCGCCCACAACUCCCGCUACAUCCUCGAAAUCGACCUGCACGACUGCAAGCUACUGGAGGACGACUCGGUCACCGAGCUCAUCCGCGAAUGCCAAUACCUGCGCGAGCUCCGUCUAGCACAUUGCACGUUAAUCAGCGACAACGCGUUCCUCAAUCUCCCUCACGGCGCCACAUUCGAUGGCCUACGCAUCCUCGACCUUACCGAUUGUGGCGAGCUCGGCGAUGCAGGUGUGCAGCAGAUCAUAGCCUCUGCGCCCCGUCUGAGAAACCUCGUUUUAGCCAAAUGCCGCAGAAUCACCGACCGCGCUGUGAUGGCCAUCACCAGGCUGGGAAAGAACCUGCACUACAUCCACCUAGGCCACUGCAGCCAGAUAACGGACGCAGGUGUGUCACAGCUCGUCAGAUUGUGCAACCGCAUCCGCUACAUUGACCUGGCGUGCUGCGCGAACUUGACGGACCACUCGGUGCAUCAGCUCGCCAACCUGCCGAAGCUGAAGAGGAUAGGGCUGGUCAAGUGCGCAAACAUCACGGACAGGAGUAUCCUCGCGCUGGCGAAGCCGAAGCUGGCUGGACAUCAUGGGUCCAUGAGCCCUAGUUCUCUUGAGCGCGUGCAUCUUUCUUACUGCACGCUUCUCACCCUUGCGGGCAUCCACGCCCUCCUAAACAACUGCCCCCGCCUAACCCACCUCUCCCUAACGGGCGUCCAAGCCUUCCUCCGCGAAGACCUCCUGAUACACUGCCGCGAAGCACCCUCGGAGUUCAACGAGCACCAGCGCGACGUCUUCUGCGUCUUCUCUGGCGCAGGCGUCAAUCGUCUCCGGGACUACCUCAAUGGGCCCGACACGCAUAUCCCGCCUCUGUUUGACGAGACGGACGGGACUAUGUACGACGACGGGGAUAUUGACGGGGACGAGGCGGGCGGGCCGGCGGAUGAUGGGGAGGACCUGACAGAGUUGGAGGGCGAUGACGUCCAGGUUGUUGAUGUUGGACCGAAUCUUGGCGCGGGUGCUGGGCCAGUGGUGGCCUGGAAUGGUGGACCGAACACGGGGCCGAAUAUAGCUGCUGCAGCACAGGGAUCGGCUGGAAAUGUGGUGAUGCUCCCGGAUGGCGGAGUGGCUCUGCCACAUGCGCAGCAGCAGCAACAGGCCACCGCGAUGAUGGGCGCAGUGGGCUUGGAAGAGAUGGAUGAUGAGGACUUUGGGGAGGGAAGCGAGGUCAUGGAGAGUGGGCCGGUGUAG